CGGCCGCGAAUGGUUGCGGUUCCGUAGCACGUAGUUUUUACCACACACUCUUUAUGUGAAAUAGCGUUGUGUCGUGUCCCUUUAAAACUGCCCCUGCAAUGCAAUCAUGAAUGUGCAGGACGGUAUCAAUGCUGCCUUUUCGGUGCUGGUUUCAUUGUUCAUAGUGAUCGUUUUGGUUUGUUUAGGCUGGUACCUGGUGUGGAAGCUGUUUCUGUCCCGCUUCAAGCUAGUCCGCGAGCUGCUCGGUAUCGCGCAAUCGAACGAACACUCUCCGGUGCACGGGUCCGGCAAAGAUCAGGCAGCAGGAGCUGGAGCGGUCAACAGCACUCUGACCGCCGACAGCAAGAUACGCACCCGAAGAGUACGACGUGAUUAG
Messenger RNA from Anopheles cruzii, 376 nucleotides. RefSeq names its product small integral membrane protein 13. The transcript has 2 exons. The coding region runs from base 107 to 376 and encodes 89 amino acids. The record is from RefSeq and is a predicted model, not a curated record. Lineage: Eukaryota; Metazoa; Arthropoda; Insecta; Diptera; Culicidae.